GGUCUCUAUUCCUCCUUUUACCCCGUCUUCCUCUACUUCUUCUUCGGGACAUCCAGACACAACUCCGUGGGCCCCUUUGCUGUCAUCUCCGUCAUGAUCGGGAGCCUGACAGACUCCCUGGCACCCAGCGAGAACUUCCUGGAGUCCGUCAACGGCACCAACAUCACGAUAGUCAACGAGGAACUACGCGACGCUGUCAGGGUGGAGCUGGUGGCCACCAUCACUGUCCUGACAGGCAUCUUCCAGGUGGCCCUGGGCCUCCUGCAGUUUGGCUUCGUGGUGACCUACCUCUCAGACCCACUGGUGCGCGGCUACACCACCGCUGCCUCCGUGCACGUCCUCAUCUCCCAGCUCAAGAACGUCUUUGGGGUGUCCCUGGGAGAGCACUCGGGGCCAAUCUCGCUCUUCAAGACCUUCAUCGAGAUCUGCCAGAAGCUGCCAGAGACCAAUGUGGGCACCCUGGUGACGGCCAUCAUUGCCAUGGUGGCCAUCUUCAUCGUCAAAGAGCUCAACCACAAGUUCGCUGCCAAGCUGCCGAUGCCCAUCCCCAUCGAGCUUAUCACGAUCAUCAUCUCCACCGGCAUCUCCUACGGCGUCAACCUGAACGCCAAGUUCGACAUCUCCGUGGUGGGCAACAUCCCCAGCGGGUUGAAGCCGCCCGUGGUCCCUAACGUCAGCUACUUCGGGCAGGUGGUGGGCAACGCCUUCGCCAUCGCUGUGGUGGGCUACGCCAUCUGCAUCUCCCUGGGCAAGAUCUUUGCGCUGAAGCACGGCUACAAAGUGGACAGCAACCAGGAGCUGAUCGCCCUGGGCCUCUGCAACUUCCUGGGGGGCUUCUUCCAGUGUUUCGCCAUCAGCUGCUCCAUGUCACGGAGCCUGGUGCAGGAGAGCACAGGGGGCAACAGCCAGGUAGCCGGUGUCAUCGCAUCCCUGGUCAUCCUGGUGACCAUCCUGAAGAUCGGAGAGCUCUUCCGGGACCUGCCCAAGGCCAUCCUGUCUGCCAUCAUCAUCGUCAACCUCAAGGGCAUGUUCAAGCAGUUCAAUGACAUCUGCCUGCUCUGGAAGUCCAACCGGGUGGACCUGAUCGUCUGGAUUGUGACGUUCGUGGCCACCCUCACGCUGAACUUGGACAUCGGCCUGGGGGUCUCGGUGGCCUUCGGGCUGCUCACCGUCAUCUUCCGCACCCAGCUCCCCCGCUACUCCAUCCUGGGGCGCAUCUCCAACACCAGUGUCUACAGGGACGUGGCCGAAUACCAGAUGGCACAGGAGGUCCCGGGCGUGAAGAUCUUCCGCUCCUCCGCCACCCUCUAUUUUGCCAACGUGGAGCUGUACGCUGAGGCGCUGAAGAAGAAGAGCGGCAUCAACGUGGACCGCCUGAUCGAGAAGAAGAAGAAGGCCCUCAAGAAGCUGAAGAAACAGCAGAAGAAAGCAGAGAAGGAGAAGGCAAAGAGGAAAAAGGACACAGAGGAUGGGCGCAAUGGUCCGGGCGUGGUGGUGAUCGAUCUGAGCCGAGCGGAGGGCAGCGCACCCCCCAAGCCCACCCUGCGCACCCUGGGGCUGCCCCAGCCCAGCCUGCACGCCAUCAUCUUGGACUUCAGCCCCGUCAGCUUCGUGGACACUGUCUCCAUCAAGAUCCUGAAGAAUAUCUUCAGGGAUUUCCGUGAGAUAGAAGUGGACGUCUUCGUUGCCAGCUGCCCGGCAUCCGUAGUCACCCAGAUGGAGCGGGGCAACUUCUUCGGCUCGGCCAUCACCAAGCACUGCUUCUUCCCCUCGGUGCACGACGCCGUGGUCCACAUCAGCCGGGAGCGGCGCUGGGCCUCG
Molecule: messenger RNA, 1821 nt
Organism: Eurypyga helias (sunbittern)
Lineage: Eukaryota; Metazoa; Chordata; Aves; Eurypygiformes; Eurypygidae
Gene: SLC26A6
Product: solute carrier family 26 (anion exchanger), member 6
Exons: 16
Biological process (GO): transmembrane transport
Cellular component (GO): membrane
Molecular function (GO): oxalate transmembrane transporter activity; chloride transmembrane transporter activity; bicarbonate transmembrane transporter activity
Source: RefSeq, a predicted model, not a curated record